This is a messenger RNA of Varanus komodoensis (Komodo dragon), 1646 nucleotides long. RefSeq names its product vasoactive intestinal peptide receptor 1 (gene VIPR1). Gene Ontology annotation, cellular component: plasma membrane. Lineage: Eukaryota; Metazoa; Chordata; Lepidosauria; Squamata; Varanidae. The record is from RefSeq and is a predicted model, not a curated record. Bases 58 to 1317 code for a protein of 419 amino acids. Gene Ontology annotation, molecular function: vasoactive intestinal polypeptide receptor activity; peptide hormone binding; G protein-coupled peptide receptor activity. The transcript is spliced from 13 exons. Gene Ontology annotation, biological process: adenylate cyclase-modulating G protein-coupled receptor signaling pathway; cell surface receptor signaling pathway.
UCCCUCUCCGGAUGCCUGCUCGCCGAGGUGUUGGGCACCCCCCCUGAAUGCUCCAUCAUGUUGGCCAUUGAAUCUGAGCGGAAUGAAUGCCUGCGGACCUUCAAUUCGGAUAACCAGACCUUAGGUUGCCGGACUCUGUGGGAUAACAUUACUUGCUGGCCUGCAGCACCUUUGGGUGAAAUCAAAGUAAUGCCUUGUCCACAGUAUUUCUCCUUCUUUUCAGAGACUCAGGGAAAUGUCAGCAGGAACUGCACCCACAACGGCUGGUCGGAGAUGUACCCUGCUCCGUACAGCGUGGUUUGCGGCUACAAUGCUAACAGCUCGUCCUCAGCAGAGGAGACUGCGUUCUACGGCAUGGUGAGGACCGGGUACACCAUCGGGCACAGCCUGUCGCUUGUUGCCCUGACGGCGGCCAUGAUCAUCCUGUGCUUUUUCAGGAAGCUGCACUGCACCAGGAACCACAUCCACAUGCACCUCUUCAUGUCCUUCAUCAUGCGCGCCAUUGCCGUCUUCAUCAAGGACAUCAUCCUCUUCGAGAGUGGCGAGUCGGACCACUGCUUCAUCAGCUCGGUGGGCUGCAAGGCAGCCAUGGUGUUCUUCCAAUACUGCAUCAUGGCCAACUUCUUUUGGCUCCUCGUCGAAGGGUUGUACCUUCACACACUGCUAGUCAUCUCCUUCUUCUCAGAGAGGAAAUACUUCUGGUGCUACAUCAUGAUUGGCUGGGGUGCACCAACACUGUUUAUCACUGCCUGGACCCUCACCAGGAUCCACUAUGAGAACGAAGGUUGCUGGGAUUUAAUCGAAUCGUCCUACUGGUGGAUCAUCAAGGCUCCCAUUUUGGUUUCGAUACUGAUCAACUUCAUUCUCUUCAUUUGCAUCAUCCGGAUACUAGUGCAGAAACUUCACUCUCCAGAUGUUGGGCGAAACGAAACAAGCCAAUAUUCGAGACUCGCCAAGUCCACCCUGCUGCUCAUCCCGCUCUUUGGCAUCCACUACACCAUGUUUGCCUUCUUCCCUGACUCGGCAAAGAAGGAGCUCCUGGAGGUGAAGCUUGUCUUUGAGCUGGUCCUGGGCUCCUUUCAGGGCUUUGUAGUGGCCGUCCUGUAUUGCUUCCUCAAUGGAGAGGUUCAAGGUGAGCUGAAGCGCAAAUGGCGCCGGUGGCACAUGGAGAGGUUCCUGGGCUCUGACCUGAAGUACCACCAUCCAUCCUUGGGCAGCAACGGCACCAACUUCAGCACCCAAACCUCUAUGCUGACCAAAUGUAGCCCAAAAUCCUGCCGAUGCUCUAGCUUCCAGGCCGAGUUGUCCCUGGUCUAAGGUCCACAAGCAGAUGACUGAGAGGACAAAUGGGCGGGAGGCAGGCGAGGAAGAUGGGGCCAGCCACGGCUUCGGCUUCGGAUGAAACGUCCCGACUUUUUAAGAGAUGAGUGCACCAAACUGGGUGCGUACACUGGAACUGAGCCGUCCUGGGUGCGGGAGGCACAUUUGGAGGGCUGAUUUCAUUGCUUUUCCCAGCUCCUGAACUGCUGGCAUUGGAAAUAUUCCUGAACAUGACAUGAUCGCUGCGUGUGAAGCACAAGGAAGAGCUGGUGGGAGAGGCAGGGAUGUCUGUUGACUUCUCCCAGAAAAGAAGGGAACAGAAGGGA